Messenger RNA from Salvia splendens (bonfire salvia), 1986 nucleotides. RefSeq names its product cold-regulated protein 27-like. Gene Ontology annotation, biological process: response to cold; regulation of circadian rhythm. The transcript has 4 exons. The coding region runs from base 1047 to 1502 and encodes 151 amino acids. The record is from RefSeq and is a predicted model, not a curated record. Lineage: Eukaryota; Viridiplantae; Streptophyta; Magnoliopsida; Lamiales; Lamiaceae.
CAAUUACAAUAUCGAAAUUUAAUCGGUUAAUUCACUAAAAUUCUCAAUUUUUUUUUGUCUCUGGAUUUGAGGUUUUGGACAAAGGAAAAGGGGAAUUGUAUGGAUUCAUCUGAGUUACCCUCUAGAAAUUCUGUCGAGCAAGAAGAGACUUCCAAAUUAGUGAAACUUGCAGCAACUGUUUGAGAUAUUUGAAGUUGUUCAAUCGAAAGAGGAGAAUUAUGUGAUGUGCUGAUCUUAAUAGGAAUAUCUUCAUCCCCCGAUUUCACUGUUUUUUGUUGAUGAGAUGAUGAGAAGAAUUACCUUCCUUCUUUGAUUCGGUAUCAUGUGUUAUUGUUGAAAAGUGGCUAAAGCUUACAAAUUUUUUGGAGUACACAGCUGAUUUAUGAAAAUACUGUUUCAAUUUUGAAGAUUUAGUUGGCUGUGUUAUGAAGAAAGAUGAAUCUGAAUAGCAGAGUGAAUUAGCUUUGAGCAUCUCAAUUUGUUUCCCAACAUUUCUUUGAUGGAUUUCACCGUGUUUAAUGGAAACUUUGUACUGCAUUUGUUUGCUUUUUCAUUAAGGAAAAUGCUAAUAUUUGCUUGAUGGAAUGGUGGUAAGGUUUUUUAAAUCAUUUGAUUUUUCCUGAAUGCCUCUUCCUGUGUUGAGGAAUUUAGUAUCUUUGGAAUUGAAUUUUGUGUAUAUAGUCGUCCUUGCGCCUCUGCAAUGGUGAUAUGUGCUGGUUCUUGAAUUACUAAUCUUCUUGAAUACAUUUAUAAUUUGUUAAUGAAAGUUGGUAUCUUAAAUCAUAGAGACUGUGAGUUAGGGUUGUAUAAAGCAUUCCAUCUUGCCUGAAUGCUGAAUACCCCUGGGUUGUGAAUCUAGUGGAUGGACAUUCCGUACCCUCGUGCAUUGAUGCUCGUUCUUUGAUAUACACUGAACUGUAUGUUGGUUCUUGCAUUAUAUGGAUUUCCUGGUUUUAGUUUAUUCAAUUUAGUUCUUGUAGUGUCAGGAAAGAGAGCUGGUGGCACAGGAAUGGACAGACGAGAAACACUGCUUGUUUCUUAAAUCUAUGGAAUCAACAUUUGUCAACCAGCUAUACAAGUCAAUAGAGAUGUUUGGCUUGCAGUCUUAUACAAGCUCUUCAUUGCGAUCAAAACCUCUCAAGCAAAAGCAGACGAGCACCCGAACUACUGGACAGUUUAAGGUUCACCGAGAUGGAUUUUGGUCUAAAGUUGACUUCCAGAAGGAUGAAUCUGAACACGACCAAAGAGAGGAGGGUAAAGUUCCAUUCUCAAGUCCCUGGAUUCAGCGCUAUCGGAACUCAAAAAUACAGGCAACCAAAAGGUGUCCAUCUUCGUCUGCUAAAGCCCCUUUAGCAACAACGCAUACGAGCAACUUGUCACCUUCACGCGAAAAUGACAAUGGCGAUAAUAUAGAGAUGUCAGAUCAGAACUUCAACGAUGAAGCUGUUACAGAAGAGCCUUCUGCCAAGAUAGACAAAUACGAAGACAACAAGAAGCAAUGAUCAAGUAAUUACUUGCCCUCAUAUCAUAUGCAUAAAACACACUCUGGCAACCCAAAUUCCAGAUCAUUCCCUCAGUUGUUCCCAAUGGCACUACCAUUCGAGCUAACAACAUCGUGGAAGGCCAUCCACACAAACCUCUCGAAGACUAGAAUGCUGAUGUAGUUUAGAUAGGCCCAAUACCAGAGGAUCCUAGUAUUCUGAUUGAAACAACUGAAACCUAUGACUCCAUGAAAGAAGAGUUGACAUGUGGAGAAGGGUGCCGGAAUCUGCACUAGUUAUGUGGAUUAGAUUAUUUUUGUAAGCUCUCAAAGCAGUGGCAGACUGCACCUAUCAUCAUAUUACUUGGGUUUAGAAACAAUCCCAGAUUUUAUUCUUUAUUAUUAGAAUUCCAAAAUUUUCUUACUGUUAUAGUAGUAUUGAAAACAACAUUCUAGGCCUUCUCCAAAUUGUAUUUUCAGCAUAAACACUUCUCCAAACUGUGCCU